Molecule: messenger RNA, 473 nt
Organism: Salarias fasciatus (jewelled blenny)
Lineage: Eukaryota; Metazoa; Chordata; Actinopteri; Blenniiformes; Blenniidae
Gene: polr1h
Product: RNA polymerase I subunit H
Biological process (GO): DNA-templated transcription; termination of RNA polymerase I transcription
Cellular component (GO): RNA polymerase I complex
Molecular function (GO): nucleic acid binding; zinc ion binding
Source: RefSeq, a predicted model, not a curated record
AUGUCGUGUUUUGGCGCUGACCUGAAGUUCUGUCCGGAGUGUGGGAACGUUCUCCCGCUCCCUGGGCCUUCCAACGUGGUGCGCUGCCCCCGCUGCUGCUUCUGCAUCCCGGUGUCAGAGUUCUCCGGCCAGGAGAUCCGUUCCACCGUGACCUUCAACCCUGAGGAGCAGAGCUCGGCGGUCCUGGAGGAGGAGCGGGACUCGGAGCUGAAGGGUCCCGUGAUCGACCGGCGCUGCUCCCGCUGCCACCGGGAGGGGAUGAUCUACCACACCCGGCAGAUGAGGUCUGCGGACGAGGGACAGACCGUCUUCUUCACCUGCGUCCACUGCAGGUUCCAGGAGAAGGAAGACUCCUGAGGAGACGUUCUGCUCCAGAACCCGCUCCAGACCGGACCCGGGGGCGUUCUGCUCCAGAACCCGCUCCAGACCGGAUCCUGCUCUCUCUGCGCCGCCCCUGCAGCUUGUCCUUCUCA